CGGGGGCCAGGCUGGGGCAGCCGCGAGGGACCUGGGGGGGCGCUGGUUUUGGCCCCGCCUGGGGCAGGAUGGUGAAUCUGGAGCCCAUGCACACAGAGAUCAAGAUGAGUGGGGAUGUUGCAGAUUCAACGGAUGCCCACAGCACCUUCAGCCAGGUGGAGUCAGGAAAUGAUCGAAAUGGCCUAGAUUUCAACCGACAGAUUAAGACAGAGGAUCUGGGUGACUCUCUACAGCAGACCCUUUCCCACAGGCCAUGCCACCUGAGUCAAGGGCCUACCAUGAUGCCUGGAAACCAAAUGUCUGGGGACAUGGCUUCUCUCCAUCCACUCCAACAGCUUGUGCUAGUCCCUGGUCACUUACAGUCUGUAUCCCAGUUCCUGCUUUCCCAGACCCCACCUGGACAGCAAGGUCUGCAGCCGAAUCUUCUCUCCUUUCCACAGCAACAAAGCACUCUACUCCUCCCACAGACAGGGCCUGGCCUCGCCUCCCAGGCAGUUGGACGCCCUGGGCUGUCGGGAUCCUCUUUAGAGCCCCAUCUGGAAGCCCCUCAGCAUCUACCAGUGCCCAAACAUCUACCUGGCCCUGGAGGGACUGAUGAGCCCAGUGACCUGGAGGAACUGGAGAAGUUUGCCAAGACCUUCAAGCAGAGGCGCAUUAAGCUGGGCUUCACACAGGGAGAUGUGGGACUGGCAAUGGGGAAGCUGUAUGGUAAUGACUUCAGCCAGACUACCAUCUCUCGAUUUGAGGCCCUCAAUCUGAGCUUCAAGAACAUGUGUAAACUCAAGCCACUGCUGGAGAAGUGGCUGAAUGAUGCAGAGUCCUCCCCAUCAGACCCUUCGGCAAACACACCCAGCUCCUACCCUACUCUCAGCGAAGUAUUUGGCAGGAAGAGGAAGAAACGGACCAGCAUCGAGACCAACAUCCGCCUGACACUUGAGAAGCGAUUUCAAGAUAACCCUAAACCCAGCUCAGAAGAGAUUUCCAUGAUCGCAGAGCAGUUGUCCAUGGAGAAGGAGGUGGUCAGGGUCUGGUUCUGCAAUCGACGGCAAAAGGAAAAGAGAAUCAACUGCCCUGUGGCCACGCCCAUCAAGCCACCCAUCUACAACCCCCGGCUGGUCUCUCCGUCAGGAUCUCUGGGUGCCCUCUCUGUCCCUCCUGUCCACAGUACCAUGCCUGGAACAGUAACGUCAUCCUGUUCCCCUGGGAACAACAGCAGGCCUUCGUCUCCUGGCUCAGGACUCCAUGCCAGCAGCCCCACAGCAUCUCAAAAUAACUCCAAAGCAGCAAUGAAUUCCUCCUCCGGCUUUAACUCCUCGGGACCGUGGUACCGUUGGAAUCAUCCCACCUACCUCCAUUGAGGCCAAAAACUUCCUCCAGUUCCACCUGGCCCCUUAUUCUCACCAGGACGCAGGGAGUCAUGCCUUCCAUGAAUGGACAGACUACUUGGGAAUGGGUGGGACAAACAGCCACUGCUGAAGAGCAAACCCACAUUCUUGCCUUCUCGGGGAUCCAGAGACUCCAGAGAACCAAACUGUGACUGCAGACCACGCUGAUGCCUCAGGCUCUUGAUAAUCCUGCUGGGAGUUUACUGUGUUCUGCCGUGCCUGUGGCCACCUCCUUGCUCUAAUGUUUUUGAUGGCUUCACUGUGGCUUCAUCUCUCAGAGAAAGGCCUUGUGCCAUUGACUUCUGGGGACAGCCAUUAGCUCAGUGCGCCAAGCUGUAAGAAUGGUAGAUCAUGGUUUUGACUCUGCCCUCGGCCACAAUCCUGAACAGAUCGCAAAUUCUGUGGAAAGACUGAAAUCUCGCCUUCCACCAAAGCCUUAUUUUGUCUAAUUAGCACAGUUUCUAGUUUUGCCUCAUUUUCUUUUAUUCUUGCUCCCUUUUCUACAACCGAAUGCUUCCAUUCUUGUGUCCUACAAAGUCCCUUCCUCUCUGCAGAUGGCAGAGCUACCCUUUGGCCAUAUACUUCCAUACACAGGUAUUCUUUGUUGCCCACAUACACCCAAGUUCAAAAAUACUUGUCUUUUCUCUGUUCCCUGUGUUUCUGUUUGUCCUGCCCCCUCUCCUUUCUCCUGACUAUAGAAAAUUGAGGAAUCUGAGCGAGAGAGAGGGAGGGAGAGAGAGAGAGAGAGAGA
This is a messenger RNA of Myodes glareolus (Bank vole), 2136 nucleotides long. RefSeq names its product POU class 2 homeobox 3 (gene Pou2f3). Gene Ontology annotation, biological process: regulation of transcription by RNA polymerase II. The record is from RefSeq and is a predicted model, not a curated record. Lineage: Eukaryota; Metazoa; Chordata; Mammalia; Rodentia; Cricetidae. Gene Ontology annotation, molecular function: DNA-binding transcription factor activity, RNA polymerase II-specific; RNA polymerase II cis-regulatory region sequence-specific DNA binding. Gene Ontology annotation, cellular component: nucleus.